GGGCAUGCUCGACGUCAUCUUUUCCCGGCGUGGGAAUUACAGAAGUUUCUAAAGUCUGAUUUACUGUACAGAAGACCCUGAGAGGCGGGUUUCAUGAAUUCAUAUGAUGAAAGGUAAGAAUGAGAUUUCACAAAUGAAGACAUGAAGCCAUUAUGAAGACCGGUGGCGACCUCGUCGAAAGAGAUGAAAACAAUAACGUGACCUUUCGGAGAAGAAUCGGGAAGGAAAUAGAAGCCAAGGAUGGCAUCCCAACAAAGGAUAGAAAGAUGAUAGGGAAGUUACUUGUAUCUCCUCGACUCGUGACCUGUACUUUUUGAGAUUUCAAGCAUUCCAACGCCUUUGAAGGAGAGACGGUAGGUGCCAUUCCUCCCUUUUAAUGCUUCUUUCCUCUCUCUUUCUCUUUCCUUCCCUUCUUCGGGGCUGGAUCCCCGUAGUUCGACUCUGACGGCGACAGUGACGAGGAAGUCUUGGAACGCAUCCUGGAGGCGGCACCAUUGCCGAAAAACCACAGCAAAGCGCUCUUCAGCAUCCCGGAGGUCACCGAGGAAGAAGAAGAGGAGGAAGACUGGGCACGCAGAGAGCCAUCUCCUGUCAAGAAAGCAAACAAUCAGACGGAGACACGGAUAAAGUCUCGGCCGAAGAAGUGCAGUGGUCUUUCCGGAUACGGGCAAACAUUCGGAAUGAGGAAGGAUGAGCUAAGCUGGGAGUGCCGAGAAGAACACACCGGGUUCGGCAAUGACAAAUCGCGAAGCAAACGGGAGUGGAAAGCCAGCCCGGAUCGAAGCCGUGGCACGAUUGGAGGAGGCCUUUAUCGGGCCCACAGUUUGAAGGAGAACCUGGAUGUGAUCACCAACCUCGAGCCAGAGUCCGAAAUGUGUGGCUGGAAAUCUGUCCGCCGACGUCGCAUGAUGCCCCAAGAACCCGUCCGGAGGCUCUGUUUGAGUCCGGAAAGUCUGGAGAUUGACGUGGAAUACGACUCCGAGGAGGACCCUACCAUUAUGUCCACUCUGGUGACCAACUUGAGCUCGGCCGACGGAUCGCCCACUGACUGCGAGGAGGAAUGGAGUGACUCCUCGGAAUCUGUCCCGUCCAGCGCUCCAAAGGAAUUGAAGCGCUGCAGCAGUUGGGACGCCGACGAGCGGACUGAGGCACGGAAGGGGUCUCCGGGACACUCUCCCCGGUGGAGGAAGCAGACAACCGGAGCGGCCGUAGAGGAGCGCAGCCGUAGCCUAGAGAGGAGCCCCUCGCUCUGGAGAGCCCUGACUGAACACAAAGACCCUCCUCCAAAUUGGGAGGUCAGGGACGUCGAAACGGAGCAGUUGAAUUCCAAAUCUUGGCGGGCUCCAACCAGAAGAGGUAGAAGAUCUCGGAGGAAAAGCCGAGAAGAAUUGGCUCCUUCUGGUUCUUGGAGGAGCUCCUCUCCUGAAACGAUGGACGAGGAAGACUCCCUGAGGCUAUUCGUGGCUCUCUUUGACUACGACCCUGUCUCAAUGUCUCCGAAUUCUGAUGCUGCAGAAGAGGAGCUCCCAUUUCAGGAAGGCCAGAUCUUGAAGGUCUAUGGCCACAAGGAUGCAGAUGGCUUCUACAGAGGGGAGUGUGCAGGCCGAAUUGGGUAUAUCCCAUGCAACAUGGUUUCUGAGGUCCAAGUCGACAGCCAGAGUGCCAGGACGCAGCUCUUACAAGAUGGCCGUAUCUCCACUGACAUGCUGGUGGAACACCUAGACAAUGGUGCAUUUUCUCCACCACGACGGCCACCAAGGGCUCACCCUCCAAAGCCACGGAGAUCUAAGAAAGCAGAACGGAAGAAGCAAGGAACCGAAGGUCCUGGUCUUGGGGUCCAUGAAAUCCAGGAUCUGAGUUCGGAGGAGGACGUCCCAAGGAUGAUGGUAGCCAUCUUUGACUACAAUCCCCAGGAAAAUUCUCCCAACCCGGAUACCGAGGCCGAGCUGAGGUUCAGCGCGGGCGACGUUGUGACCGUCUUGAGCUCGAUGGAUGACGACGGCUUCUAUUACGCCGAGAUCAAUGGUCAGAAGGGACUGGUGCCCUCCAACUUCCUGGAGGCCGUGGGGUCGGACGGAGUGUGCCCGGGUGGAGUGACCCUUGGACGGCAGGGAAAGCAGCUUUCCUGAGAGGUCCUCCAUUCCGGCAGCUGGAAAGUGUGGUGCCUCGAAGGAGUGGUGACCUCGAAGGAGCCCCUUGCGGCUCUUUGGAGGUGGACACACCGCUCCGAACCCCAAGAGUGGACCCCGAAGGUGAUGGGACGGGACCCCUCUCCUCUCCAAAGGGUCCCAGAACUGGAAGGAGCCCCCCAAGGCCCAUUGGAAGCCAUUGCAAGGAAGUCCAUGUCGCCAAUGCGGGCCUUCGUCUUCUGGCCCCCCUUGAGGCUGGGGAUGGGAGAAUGGCUCCCCGCCUUGGGAUCCCUUCCGAACUAAAGACAGAACUUAUCCUAAACUUGGAAAAUAUAGUUUCCACCCAAUGAGAAACUGUGCCAAACGCAUGGGGCGGCCCCAAUGGUUCCCACACCGAUCCCUUCUGCAUGAUGCGUUUUGGGUGUUAGUCUGAACUUUGAAGGAGUGGCACCCAUUCAGACCUUAAAUUCGGACUAAAGCCUGGCGUGGCUUCAGCGAUUGACACACAAGCCACACUGGGACACAUAAGAGUAAUUCAAACUUUCUUAAAUUUUGGACUACAACCCGAAGUGAAUCCAAUAACUGACCUAGAUGCCUUGCUAGGCAGCAUAUAAAGGGGAUUUUAGCUUUUAAAAAGUUCGGACUAAAACCCAGAACAGAUUCCAUGGAAACUAAUAUUUAAAGUUCGGACUAAAACCCAGGAUGGAUACCAUGGAAACUAAUAUUUAAAGUUCAGACUGAAACCCAGAACAGAUUCUAUGGAAACUAAUAUUUAAAGUUCGGACUAAAACCCAGGAUAGAUACCAUGGAAACUAAUAUUCAAAGUUCGGACUAAAACCCAGAUUUGAUUCCAUGGACACCAAUAUUUAAAGUUUGGACUAAAAUCCAGAGCAGAUCGCAUGGAAACCAAUAUUCAAAGUUCAGAUUAAAAGCCAGAAUGGAUUCCAUGGAAAUUAAUACUUAGUGUUUGGACCAAAACCCAAAAUGAAUUCCAUGGAAACCACUAUUUAAAGUUCAGACUAAAACCCAGAACAGAUUCCAUGGAAACUAUUAUUUAAAGUUCAAACUAAAAGCCAGAAUGGAUUAAAUGAAAACUAAUAUUUAAAAUUUGGACUAAAAUCCAGAACGGAUUCCAUGGAAACCAAUAUUUAAAGUUCGGACUAAAACCGAGAACAGAUUCAAUGGAAACCAAUAUUCAAAGUUCAGACUAAAAUCUGGAGUGGAUUCGGUGAUGCUCUGUACCCAGAAGCCAUGUAGGGUCGCAUCAUAGCCUCGUUAAAGUUCGGACUAAAAUCCUAGAGUGGAUUCACUGAACAGGGCCUCAUCGAGGAGGUCUUCGCUCCGUUCAAGUUCGGACUGAAACCCGGAGCGGAAUCAGCGUCCCACUGAACAUGGAAAGCCACUCUGGACCUUGGAGUAGUUAAAAGUUCGGACUAAAAGCCCAGAACGGAUUCAGUAGAAACCACGCUGGGUCCUCAGAGAGGGAAUCGCAGUCUCGUUCCAGUUCGGACUCAAACCCGGAGCGGAUCCGGGCCUCCAGCCUGCCUUAUGUGAGAUUCCAAGCUGCCAAGCACUUAAAAUAUGGGGACAAAAAUGUGUUUGCCAUUUCCUUUUUUCUACGAGAGGACUACGUCUCCCGGCGGAUCCCUUUGCAUGUUUGUCGGGGACAGAGAUAUCCAUUCCCAUUGCUCCCAGGGCAUUUGUAUGGAAGCCAAACCAGGAAAAAAAACCCCAAUUUAUUUAUUACAUUAAAGUCUAUUUUCGCAA
This is a messenger RNA of Anolis sagrei ordinatus, 3896 nucleotides long. The record is from RefSeq and is a predicted model, not a curated record. Lineage: Eukaryota; Metazoa; Chordata; Lepidosauria; Squamata; Anolidae.